Messenger RNA from Truncatella angustata, 1165 nucleotides. RefSeq lists its product as uncharacterized. The transcript has a single exon. The coding region runs from base 178 to 924 and encodes 248 amino acids. Lineage: Eukaryota; Fungi; Ascomycota; Sordariomycetes; Amphisphaeriales; Sporocadaceae. The record is from RefSeq and is a predicted model, not a curated record.
GGAACAUCAACUCUUUGCCAUCUUUGAAUUGCCGAGCAACACAAAGUUAAUUGACAAUGCAGGUAUGAGUCCUGUGAUGAUAAAACUGUCGAAACCCCCGUACUUUAACCUUUGAAAUCUAUAACACAUCUCAUCUGGCUGAAAAUUAUCAACAUCAAAAAUCUUGUUGCCUCCGACAUGACCAAUUUUUUGAGCCUUCCCCGCGAGCUUCGCGAUCAAAUAUAUGGGCUUUGUUUACUGCGAGAGGAACCUUUCGACCCUUGGAUGGGUUAUGACCUACGGCAGGAGCUCACUAUUGGGCUCUUUCGCGUGAGCAAGACCGUCCACCACGAGACCAGCUCGCUGUUCUACACCCUUAAUCACUUCGACUUUUCCACAGCCACCCCCGGGGAAAUAGCAUUGUUCAUUACGGCAAUCGGCACCCACUCGAACUAUAUCCGACAUAUUCAUAUCAAUUUUCCACAGUUCCUCCAUUUAGAGCCUGGUAAUGUCACUCUCGAGGAUAGUCAUAUUGGCAUCCUUGCGAACAUCCAAAGCGGCUGCACAAAUCUAAGCACGGUUACGACAUCCCUUUGGAGCUCAAAUGCCAUGGAGCUUAAGCUCGAUGCACUAGACUACCCCAAGAUUGUCAAUGAGGCGCUGAAGCUAGCUGAUUCCCACUUCAGAGGCAUCCCGUCUCUACAAGAAAUUAUCGUCGAGCUAUACGAGGACGGUCCGAAUGAUCAUAUAAGAAGACAAAUGAAAAGCUACGGAUGGACAAUUAGGACAACAGAAAAUGUUGAAGAGGAAGAAUGGGAUAGGAACUGGAGUGAUGCUGGAUUUGAUGAUGACUAUGAUGAUGAUUAUUAUCAUGACAGUGGUGAUGACUAUGAUCCAUAUGAAUUCGACAAUGAUAGCGACUUUUGGAGAAGGGCGGGGGAUUGAAUUGCUUCUCUAUUGCAGUAUGGGCUGUAUGCCAUUUCGUUAGAGCACAAACUAAGAAAGGCGCACAGUUGUGAAUGGAAAGAGCAUCGACCUUGCUGUAAUUCAUAUGCCGCGGUCAAUGCUUCCGUUGAUGGCUCCAGCAUUGUUCUGUAUAACGAGCGCCGGGGGCGUGGCACUGACACCAGACCACAUGCCCAGCGUUGCAAGGGCCACUGUCGCGAGUCUGGAGAUUAUUUUGAGC